This is a messenger RNA of Xenia sp. Carnegie-2017, 2453 nucleotides long. RefSeq lists its product as uncharacterized. The coding region runs from base 39 to 2453 and encodes 804 amino acids. The record is from RefSeq and is a predicted model, not a curated record. The transcript is spliced from 4 exons. Gene Ontology annotation, molecular function: protein binding. NCBI's taxonomy places the organism in Eukaryota, Metazoa, Cnidaria, Anthozoa, Malacalcyonacea, Xeniidae.
CAUGGAUCAGAAGACUCAAAAUCACAGCUAACAUUGACAUGGGGUCUAUCUGGAAAGACAAGAAAGUUAAUGGUUUUAAGUUGAUGAGAUUAAUUGUUGAUGUUGGUGGAGAAGCUUUAAGAAUAACAUUGAGGAAACAACUGUCAGCAUUGGUAGGAGAUGAUAUUAAUAGAAUCAAAGCUUUUGGACAUGGACUUACUUCAGUUUCAGAAGAAGAUGUUUUGACAAAAUACCUUGUUAGCUGUAACUUUGAAAGUGAAAUUAGGCAUCAUAAUAAAAAAUACUUAAAUGGAACACGUGAAUGGAUUUUUAAAGAGUUUUCAGAUUGGUUCAAAGACGACACUUCUCAAAAUCGUGCAUUUGUUAUUUCGGCUGUUGCUGGUAUGGGUAAGUCUGUAAUUGCAGCCACUUUAUGUAAACGUUUUCCUCAUUACUUGACUGCAGUUCAUUUCUUUCAACACAACAACAGUCGUUACAAUAAAGCCAAUGUACUUCUUCAAUCUUUAGCGAUGCAAAUUAGUCGUAAGUUUCCUGCUUACAAACAACUUCUUGUGGAAAAACUUUCAGGUCAACUCUCUGAGCCUUUGAAUAACAUGAAUGUGGAAGGAUUAUUUUCCCUUCUUUUUAUUGAGUUGUUUUGUAAUAUCUCAGAAGUUCCCAAGCGAAUGUUAGUUGUGCUUGAUGCCCUUGAUGAAUGUGGUUAUUCAGAAAGAGAUGACCUUGCUAAUUUGAUUGCUAAUCACUUGCACAAACUUCCGAAUUGUUUUCGCUUUGUAAUUACAACCAGGCCUAACGAAGUUUCUUUAAACAAGUUUGAAAAAUUAACUCCACUAUUCAUUAAUUGCAAAGAUCAUCGCAAUUUAGAGGAUAUUAAAUUCUUGAUUGAAGAAAGAGUUGGCUCAACCGACAGCUUUUUUGAUUUUAAAACUAUUUUGGCAAAAAGAGCUGAAGGACUUAUGCUUCUUGCGUCGCUUCUUACCAGUGACGUCAAAAAACAGGAACUAUUGAUUGGAUCCUUACCAAAGGAUAUUGAUGAGUAUUAUGAAACUUGCUUAAAAAGAUUGGGUAAUGAAUUAAAGCCUUUAGGUAUCACUGACGAAAAAUUUCUGUCAGUUUUGGAUGCAUUAGUUGUUGCGAAAGAACCUCUUCCUUGGGAAAUGAUUUUGGAUGUACUUUGUUUAAAACACACCUCAUAUAGGAUAGAAAAAAUUAUCUCAUGCCUGUUUGUUAUCAAUGCAGAAGGAUGUGUUUCAUUUUUUCACAAAUCUUUAAGUGAUUGGUUGUUGGGUGAUCGAAAACAUGAUUACUCAGUAAAAACUUCUCGUGGUCAUCGACUUGUUUUAGCAUUUUGUUUAAAAUCUUUGGAUAACCUCAAAGCUGAAGGUGUAAACUAUGACGUCAUCAAACAUGUGUCAGUGAGGUAUUCAGUCAAGUAUUGGUUGCUUCAUUUACUUGAUAUUUCUGAUAAUGAUUAUAUCGUUGAAAAUGUUGGUAAAUAUCUUGUUGAAUUGGAAGUUUUAGUUGCUUCUGUGUUGGUUGACUUUCGUCGUACUUUUGAAAAUUUUAAAUCAUUCAACGCACAUGAUGUGUACUUUCUUAUUUCUGAGGAUAUUCGAUUGUUAUUUAAUGAAGUUUACUCUGUAAUGACGUACUCUGUACCCUCUGACAAUGAAGUAAUUUUUUUGCAAUACGUUGCAAACGAAGUCAAAGAUCUGUCGUCUCAAGCGACCACAAUGCUUCAAACACGUUUCAAAGAUUUACCAUAUCUAGAGUACAGAGACAUGGGUUUUGUAAAGGCUCGAUUAUUAAGUUUAUAUCAAAAUUUGAUUUCUGUUGAUGUUUCACGAAAUCAUGAUUACGUUGUCUGUGGUUAUAGAGGAUUCGUCGUGCAACUUUUUUCAUUGAGAACAAACAAAUGUUUAUGGAUAGAAAAUAUUGCUGGUGAGCUUAAGCAAUAUGAAAAGAAAGAAUUUUGUGUUGUCUUUCAUCCAUUCGAAGAUUUGAUUUUUGCUUCCCAGCUUCAUAAGAUAUUAGAUAUUAAUGGUAAAAUUUCCUCCAGUCCGUUCUAUUGUGAUGAUUCUACUUCUAAGUUCUUUACCAACAAAUGUUUUUCUAAGGAUAAGUACACAAUGGUCACUUGUUACAAAGAUACUUUGACAGUAUGGGACGUUGAGAAAGGUGAGAAAAAACGCAGUAUUAGAUGUAAUAAUGUGAUCUUUCUGCGUUUUUCUAAUUCUGGAAGAUAUUUGUGUGUUGUUGAGGAAAAAAGAGAGAUUCAAAUAUUUGAUGUAGCGAAUAAUUAUAAAACAUUCGUUUACGACGAUCAUUUACCGUCUGAUUUUUUAAUUGAGUAUGGUGUUCUGCUCCCUGUUGGUCUUCAUUCUUGGUGUUGUUUAUGGCCUUUAUCAAGGAGGAAACGUUUCAUUGUAAAUCCCAAUGGAAUGUUUUGUUAG